UUGCCCCCUUCAAGUGUACCAUCUUUCCCGCUACAGCGUUACUUCGCGUGCCACCGGUGUUUGGCUGGCUUUCCGACCUUGCCAUAUAAAACACAAAUCAAACAGUCAUAAUCGAAUUGAUGGCGGGUGGGACUUACACCGUAUCGUUUAUGUUUAUGUAUAGGUCGUACCUGCUGCACCCCCUUCGUGGGAGGUGGCCAAAUUUGAGGAAUUCAAUUGACGGUACCCGUAUUGUACGGUGAACUUUCACGCGAUAAGCAUCACGGAUUUUUUUAGUUGGGAAGUUUUUUCCUCACACAAACCUCAACGCUGAAGCCGGAAUGGAACCAGCUGGUGGAAAUAAUGAGUCGCUUCCAGUACUUUGACCACUGGACGGACGAACAGAGACAGGACUGCCAAACGCGUGCCAAAGUGAGGGAGUUUGAUCCUGGCCAGACCGUCUUUGUCGAGGGACGGUCCCCGGUGAACUAUGCCCACUUCGUGCUCAGCGGACGCUGUAUGGUGGUGCAGUGCUUGAAGAUGAUUAAGGUUUUGGACAAAUUUGGUAAGGAGGGCUAUCGUCUGGCCGAUGCCCAACCGAUCGAGGAUGAAAUCACACAGUUCCAUCGCCGUAGAAGUUCACGAAUGAUCGAGCUUGGACAGUCCCCUUUUAUGGUUGAAGGUCAAAACUUUAAACUGUCCUCGUCUACCCUUACUGCCGCAAACUGCUUACCCGUAGAAGAACUAAAACGGCUCCAGAGCCUUCGACCCAUUGAGUACGAGUACCGCUUCCUGGACGUAGCCACCUUUGGCUGCGGUUCGGUCUUUGGCGUUGGUGAACACAUGGACGAUCGGACCGUGGUAGCGCGGGCUCGUGUCCAGUGUUUGCUCAUCCCGCGCUACUGGCUGCUCCAAAAGCCGCAGAACCAGAACAACGUUUGGAACCGGGUGCGGGUGUUUAUCGAGCAGCGGCAACCGUCGCGUGAUAAACUCUUCGAGUGGUUCCUCAGCGAUGGCCGGUGGCAACGGAUGCGAACGCAGCUCAGGGAGGACUUUGCCGCGGCUCAUCCCAAGACGCAUCCGACGGCACUCGGAGACGUUCCGACACUGUGUCGGAUCGAUCAGAGUGACGUAUUUGCUUGAU
Culex pipiens pallens (northern house mosquito) is the source of this 1123-nucleotide messenger RNA. RefSeq lists its product as uncharacterized. The record is from RefSeq and is a predicted model, not a curated record. The transcript has 3 exons. Bases 343 to 1122 code for a protein of 259 amino acids. NCBI's taxonomy places the organism in Eukaryota, Metazoa, Arthropoda, Insecta, Diptera, Culicidae.